AUGAACCAAAGUGAAAAACAACCACGUAGGCCUCUAGUUUCACGAAACAUUACCUCUGAAACUAGAAUGUCUGACUCCGUUUCAGUAGCCGCACCGUUCAAACCACCUAGGGCGCCUCAAAGUAACCCUGCGGUCCCAUUCCCAAACGAGUCGUCAAUAUGGGAGGUGUAUGUAAAUGAAUCAAUAGUCGUCGAUAAUGAACUAGUGAAAGAUUGGACUUCCAGUCUCAAUUUCCUUCUCGCCGCCAUCUUCUCCUCUGUAUUGUCGGCAUUUAUCAUCGAGAGCAAGAAGUUGCUAGAGCAAGAUUCAGCAGAAGUGAUGGUCGAUGUCCUCAUAUUCCUCGUCAACAAUAACACCAAUGGCACUCAU
Messenger RNA from Acaulospora colombiana, 369 nucleotides. The record is from the annotation of a GenBank genome assembly. Lineage: Eukaryota; Fungi; Glomeromycota; Glomeromycetes; Diversisporales; Acaulosporaceae.